ACAAAGUGCUGAAGUUUAACUAUCUUCCAGCCGGGAUAGCUCCCUGUCCGCACGGUAUUUCAGAGGCUGAAGCACCGGCUGUCGCUGUAGGAUGGACUGAGCCUGGAAACCUUCAUGGGAGACCAUGAGUGCUGAUAUGAAAAAGCCUCCUGUAGCCCCCAAACCGAAGCUUGUUUUGGGUCAGAAACCUAGCCCACCACCACUUGCACCCAAACCAGAUUUAGUCUUAUUGAAUAUGGUCCAAGCAUGCAAGAAGUCAAAACCAGCAAUUGCUCCAAAGCCAAAGGUCGUUCAAGGCUCUAGUCUAGAAGAGAAACCACAGAGUUUAGUGAAACCCAGCAUUAAUAACUUUGAGGAACAUAAAGGAAACGGUUUUGGAAAUGUACCGUGCACAAAAGAAACGCCAAACGAUACUGUAAGUUCUGCUUACAUCAUUUCACCUUGUACAUGCACCUUUGAUUGCCAUCACAAGCUUGGGAAUGAGGAGCACUUACAUAGAACACAAAAAGUUUUAGAAAGGCAAGAAAAUUUAGAAAACAAAAAAAUGUGUGGGCAGCCACCUCCAUGUGUAAGAACAAGGCGGAAACAGGGCAGCCAACUGGUAAAGCUACCGAAAGGAAACCAAGUACUGUUGAAAGCCAGCAUUCUAGAAGACAAGGUUAGUAAUCUUUUAACACCCAGUGUUUUAUCUAAUGGCGGUAUUUACAAACACAAAAGCACUAAUAAGGACAUUAAGCCAUAUGGAAAUGGUAAAGGUAAAAUAGAUUCCAAAUGUUCUGAAGGAUAUUUUUCCACUACUGAUGGGUUUGCAUGUAAUCUUAACAAAGACCGCAAAUUAGACAUUGACGUGUCUCCCCCUCCUCUUGCUUAUGGAGGUUAUGUGUAUCAUUCAGACUCGGAAAAAAUGGACAGUGACAAACAACGAAAUGGCAAACUUUCGGAUACAAAUGAUAAUGAAGCAUUAGGUCCACCACAACGAGCUCCUCCGCCACAAAAAGUUCUUCCAGUGCCAAAACCAAGAAGAUCACGAACGCAGUGCUUGGUGCGGCAAGAUUGUAUAGAGCGCUCAACCGAAGGUACCGAUGAUCCUGUUACAUUAGAUGUUGGUUCACAAAGCCCUAGUAAACAUGGAAUAAAUGGCAUUCAUAGCUCCAAGACGCACAGGGAAUUUGAGAAGUGCAAUAGCAAUAUCUCAGAUUCAAAAGAAAUUUCCACUAUAAGUCAUACAAAUGAAAAUGGAGAUGUUUAUACGGAAUCAGUAAUACAUGACACGUUUAGUGAAAAUCCCAGUGAAUCUCUCAUGGAGGAAACGAAUAGCUUCAAAAGAUAUAGCUCGUUGUCAAUGAGCUUACCCAAGCAACUGAAAUUGAUGUAUGAGCAGUCGUUGCCUAUAAAGAAAAGUUGUGACGUUACUGCGGACAAAAUAAAUGCUGUAGCUGAAAAUUCUCCCAAGGUUGCUCCAAAGAAGCCACAAAGACACAGCUUAAUUGCGGCCACCUUGCUUAAAAAAGCUGCAUCAGAGGAGAACCUUCAUGACUGUAGUGAGAACGAGUCUCCACAAGGCAGUUCUGAAAGCACAUAUCAUAGACAUUUAUCAGCAAUCGGACAAUGUUUAUCUUCUUCACUAAAUAUUCCAAAGUCAUCUCUGGAAAAAGCAGCAUGGAAGUUGCCCCAUCCUAUUCUACCUCUUUCAGGGAGACCAGAGUCAUUAAAAGUGUCCUCAAGCAAUGAGAAUCUAAAUGCAAUCACCAAACCUAGGGCUAAGUCAUUAUCUUCUGUGGAUAUGGAGAGAAUAGACAAACCUGCAAAGGAUAGUACUAAAAAAAGCCCACUGAGGAAGCUUCUCAACAUGAAGUUGUCCGUGUGUAUAAUAAAAAGUGACUUUCAGAAAUUUUUGUCUCGUGGCUGUCACUCCUCGGACAGCACUAGGUGUGAUGUCCUUUCUUAUAAGGAAACCCCAGCAUCGCCUGCAUUGGAUAGGAAGGCAAAGGCACAUUCCGCUGAUUGUUACAGUCCUUCUUCAGCAAAGAAAUGGCAGAUACAUAGGAAUGAUAGCAAUGUACUGAAUAAUCAUGUGGCACAGUCUGAAGAUCAGGAACUUCUUAACAGGAAUAAACCUGUACAGACACCCACAAUAGAUCUGUCAUACCAUGAUCUCCCAGCGUAUGAAAACAUUUGUCACUACGAAGAAAUCCCUGAAUAUGAAAAUUUACCCCACACUUUGGUUUUGGAUGAAAGUGAUGCAACAAUCUAUGAGGUAGAGGAUCCGGCUGAAGCUACUAUUGCAUUGCAUUCACAUAUAUACCACAGAGAGUCUUACCAAGAGGACCCCGAAGAUGAGCUGGGCAUUGUUCACUCUGACGAUGAAGACAUAAGUAACAGCUCAGAGGAAGAUGAGUUUAGCUCGGACUCCAGCAAGGGAGAGGUUGAUCACCCUGAAUACAAACCGAAGAAGAAACGAACGAAACGAAAAUCAAAGGUUUAUCACAUUGCCAAGGAAAUCAUGACCUCAGAGAAAGUGUUUGUUGAUGUCCUAAAGUUGUUGCACGUUGAUUUCCGCAAUGCUGUAGCUCAGGCCUCUAGACAUCUUGGGAAGUCGGUGAUUGAGGAGAAGAUCCUGAACCAGAUCCUCUAUUAUCUGCCCCAACUCUAUGAGCUCAACAGAGAUGUCCUGCGGGAGCUGGAAGAGAGAAUGUCUCAGUGGAGUGAACAUCAGAAAAUUGCUGACAUCUUUGUGAAAAAAGGCCCUUACCUUAAAAUGUAUUCUACGUACAUCCGAGAAUUUGAUCGGAACAUGUCCUUGCUUGAUGAGCAGUGCAGAAAGAACCCUGUGUUUGCCGGGAUUGUUAGAGAUUUUGAGAUGACUCCACGCUCGGCUAACUUGGCCCUGAAGCAUUAUUUACUGAAGCCUGUUCAAAGGAUUCCUCAGUACCGAUUGCUUUUAACAGAUUAUCUCAAGAACCUUUCGGAAGAUUCAUCAGACUACAGUGAUACACAGGCUGCCCUCACUGUUGUAAUUGAAGUGGCUAAUCACGCCAAUGACAUAUUAAAACAAGGGGAUAACUUCCAGAAGCUCAUGCAGAUCCAGUACAGCCUAAAUGGCCACCAUGAGAUAGUUCAGCCAGGAAGGGUCUUUUUGAAAGAGGGGACUUUGAUGAAACUGUCCAGGAAGGUUAUGCAGCCGCGAAUGUUUUUCCUGUUCAAUGAUGCUCUAUUAUAUACUACACCUGUACAGUCAGGAAUGUACAAACUUAACAACAUGCUCUCCCUAGCAGGAAUGAAGGUCAGAAAACCAACGCAAGAGGCUUAUCAGAAUGAGCUGAAUAUAGAGAGUGUGGAGAGAUCCUUCAUUCUAUCUGCCAGCUCAGCUACUGAGAGGGACGAUUGGCUUGAUGCAAUUUCUGAGGCAAUUGAAGAGUAUGCUAAGAAGAAGAUCACUUUCAAUCCAGCUAAAAGUCUGGAAGAGGCUGAUCCUGAGGAAAAUAGUGACUGUGUUCUUGGCUCAAAGGCACCGAUCUGGAUCCCUGAUGGCAGAGUCACUAUGUGCAUGAUCUGUACCAGUGAAUUCACGCUGACCUGGAGGAGACAUCAUUGCAGAGCUUGUGGAAAGAUUAUAUGUCAAGCGUGUUCAGCAAAUAAGCACAGCCUGGAAUAUAUGAAGAAACAUCUAGCGCGGGUGUGCGACCACUGCUUUCAGGAACUUCAAAAACAAGACAAUCUAUCUGCUCCCAAGACAGCUUCACCUGCCAAUCACAAAUCCCCGUCUAGUGCCUUGUCUUCUGUCCUUCAUAGCAUUCCAUCUGGGAGAAAGCAGAAGAAAAUCCCAGCAGCCCUCAAAGUCUCUGCCAGUACAGAAGACUCUUCCAUGAGUGGUUAUUUACACAGAUCAAAGGGCAGCAAGAAGCCAUGGAAACAGCUGUGGUUUGUGAUCAAGAACAAGGUGCUGUAUACAUAUGCAGCUAGCGAGGACAUUGCAGCACUGGAGAGCCAGCCAUUGUUGGGUUUCACCAUCAAGGUUGUAAAAGAUGAGACUUCUGAAUGCAACGUUAUUCAUCUACUGCACAAAAACACUUUAUUUUAUGUUUUUAAAGCUGAUGAUGCCCACACUACACAAAGGUGGAUAGAAGCAUUCCAGGAGGGGACAGUGUUGUAAUGAUGUCUGGUCUGCGCUUGCCAUUAUAUAGAUGAGAAUGAACAAAUCAAACAAGAUUUCCCGAUCUCCACUGUGUCAUGUUUUGUUACCUUGUAAAGUAGUUUGAAUAUUUUUUGUUUCUGUACAUAUUAUUUAUUGAAUUUCAGGUGUUUAUUGGUUUAAUUUGUUUCAAGAGCUCACAAGGAAACAUGGUGCCUUUUAUUGUUUGUAAAUAUAGUUUUACCAGCACCAUGCAAACUGAAAUGUUUUAUUUUGUCAAUAUAUUUACAUAAAACCUGAGUACUAAGUGGUUGUUUUCUUUGGUCUAUUUAUAUACACACGAAUUUGGUAUCUGUACUCAAAUUUUGCUAAAGCAUAUGGAUUA
Molecule: messenger RNA, 4517 nt
Organism: Spea bombifrons (plains spadefoot toad)
Lineage: Eukaryota; Metazoa; Chordata; Amphibia; Anura; Pelobatidae
Gene: FGD6
Product: FYVE, RhoGEF and PH domain containing 6
Exons: 21
Coding region: 125-4153 (1342 amino acids)
Biological process (GO): regulation of GTPase activity
Cellular component (GO): cytoplasm
Molecular function (GO): metal ion binding; guanyl-nucleotide exchange factor activity
Source: RefSeq, a predicted model, not a curated record